This is a messenger RNA of Cercospora beticola, 1986 nucleotides long. RefSeq lists its product as uncharacterized. NCBI's taxonomy places the organism in Eukaryota, Fungi, Ascomycota, Dothideomycetes, Mycosphaerellales, Mycosphaerellaceae. The record is from RefSeq and is a predicted model, not a curated record. Gene Ontology annotation, molecular function: ATP hydrolysis activity.
AUGGAUAUUGCUGCACAUCUUCUCCAGAAAGCAAAGCGUUUCGGACACGAGCCAUUGCUUGUUCUUCCUAGCGGCGAGGUGCUGGACUUAGUCACAGGUUAUAUCCCACUACUCUCGACUUUCACGCACGAAGACAAGGCAGCAAAAGGCCUCAGGAAGGGAAAGACUGGCGACAAUAAGGAUGCACCUGUCCACUAUUCCGCUCUUGAAUUGGUGCGAGAUAACAAAUUCCUGUUGCUCACUGGGGAAAGCGGCAGCGGUAAGACGACAUUUGCGAAAGUCCUGUGUCAUCGAUUUGUGGCUGAGGCUCCCUUGGUCUCGGAGCAAGAAUUGCCGUUGAUUCGCAAUGAGUCUGGCGAUGCACAUCCAGAAGUGUGGGAAAGGCCUGCAUUGCUCCCAUGCUAUUUUCCAAUCGCGGAUGCAGGCGAUUUCGAGAAGAUAGUCGAGGAGAAGGUACCACAACUCCUGGAGCAUGUCUCACAGCAUGCUUCGAGAGGGCUUUUGAUUGUCCUAGAUGAUGUAGAUCAUGCUGGAAGCAAUACAGAGCGUUUGAUCGCCGACGUGAUCUCCCUAGUUGUGUCCGCGGCCGGGGAAGAGAAUCGCGUGGUGAUGCUGGGCGAUGCAAAGUCACUGGCUAGUCUGGAUUUGCCAAUCCAUGUUGCAAAGCAUAAUCUAUCGCCGUUGUUGCUGGCACAGCGGAGGUCAUUCUGCCAAAAGCAUUUGCAUCUGAGUUACGAUCGAACAAAUGUUCCAACAGGUCUGGCAGCGGCGAAUCACUUGGUCUUUGCACUUGCGUUGCAAGCUAGUUAUCUUGGUGAAUCGGCAGAAGCGACAAUCGAUGCUUGGUUGGCGGCAGUCGUCAAGUACGGUACUCAGGCGCAGGAACUUCAGCAAGCAGCUUUGGGCAAUGUUCUUGAGCGAUUGGGGCUUUCGCGGAGCCCGGUUAAGCACAUCGUCGGCUCCGAAACUCCUGCAUUAUAUGCUAUCAGCAAAACGCGCAGUCUGCUCGCUGCUCGCUACCUUGCCAUCCAAGAUCCUCAGGCGACGGCAGCUAUCCUCAGCAGCGACUCUAGACAAGCAAGUGAGAUUGUCGGUAGCGUCAUUGCGCGGAGAAGGGAUCCCGAAGAGCUUGACAAGUUGGCGUCAUCAUUGCUGAGGAGUCCUGGACUGCAUGCGCAGCGCGCUGCACUUCUCCUGGCGGAGCAUGACUUACCCAAUGUUGAUCUCCGAGAGAGGGUUCUGCAUCUCAAUUUGGCAGUACUGGAAGAGGGAAAAAUGGAGCUGCCCGACCGCCUUGCUGCGAGUGUUGCAUUAUCGCGGCUUGAGGACCCUCGCGACUUGGUGGCUCUGCAGUUUGUUCCCCUUUCGAGAUUGACCAUGGGCUCACCAGAGCAUCCCAAUUCAGAGCCAGUUCAUGAAGUAGUUGUCAGACCAUUUGCUAUUGGGAGAUACCCCAUCACAGUGAGAGAGUACAAGAAGUUUAUUCAAGAGACUGCUCGGAACUGGUCCAGCCCGGAACAGAAUGAUGCAGCAAGACAGAACGUCCCAGCGACCGAUCUGACAUGGUACGAUGCAGUCGCGUACUGUGAGUGGUUGACCAAAGUCUGGCAUCAAUCGGGCAGAAUUGCGACUGAUCAAAGAGUGCGCCUGCCAACAGAACCUGAGUGGGAACUUGCAGCAAAAGGAGAUCUCGAAAUCGUCGCGACUGGACGCAAUGUGUAUCCUUGGGGCGCAGGCUGGAAAGCUGACGCCUGUAAUUCGGAAGAGCUAGGACUGAACCAGCCCUGCGCAGUCGGUGUCUUUGCUGGCGGAGCUUCACCUUUCCAAUGUCAUGACAUGGCAGGUAAUGUAUGGGAAUGGUGCUCCACACUCUGGGCCGAGAAUAUGUCGGAGCCUUCGUACAAGUUCCCGUGUAACGCGAAUGAUGGUCGCGAGGACAUGAAAGCGCCAGGGCGUCUUGGAGGCAAAUGGUCGAUGGCGUGGUAA